ACCGCAACAAAGAACAAGCACAUGGUUCUGCUUGGUGCCGUAGUUCAACAAGCGCAGGGAGACGCUCGCUGCCGCUGCCUUCUUCAUUCUUCAUUUCGCCUCCAAGCGUCCGUGUUCCCAAGCUUCACUAAGCCCCAUCCAAGCCUAUAUACAAAGCAAUACCAUGCCCAAUCUUCUCAAGGAUCUCGUCUCCAUGGUGUCGCCUCAGUUCAAGCGUCCGAUGCAGUCGCCCACCACCACGAAUCGCCUCUCACCAACCAAGCAGAACGUGGCCUCUGGCUCCUUCUCCGACUUUGCGGCCCGAAGAGAAAACGCCAACGCGGAAGUGACCGUGGAGCAGCAGCAAGACCAAGCCAAAAUGGACUCCUUCGUCUUCUUUAACAUGAUGCGGUAGAAAGACCCGUCCGUUGGCCUCGUCGGGGAGGCCGUGACUGCGAACGCCAUGGUUUCGACUUGCCACUACAAACAACUCAGUACCAUACUUCGAUACCAAUGACGGGGACUGAAAGCUCGUCUGCAUCUGCGUUGGCCUUCUGGGGAAGCAACCAAUAAAUAUUUUCUCAAACUCUCGUGCUUUGCACGGGAGUCCCCUUGCUUAUUGACCAUGCUGUCAUAGUUCAUUUGACCGUUGCACUUUACAAACUCGAAAGCUCCUGAGAUGCUUCAGCCCUGAUUUCGCUAGUGUGCUGUCCGGAGCCGUUUUCGA
Phytophthora infestans T30-4 is the source of this 706-nucleotide messenger RNA. RefSeq lists its product as uncharacterized. NCBI's taxonomy places the organism in Eukaryota, Oomycota, Peronosporomycetes, Peronosporales, Peronosporaceae. The coding region runs from base 164 to 394 and encodes 76 amino acids. The transcript has a single exon. The record is from RefSeq and is a predicted model, not a curated record.